Molecule: messenger RNA, 2073 nt
Organism: Striga hermonthica
Lineage: Eukaryota; Viridiplantae; Streptophyta; Magnoliopsida; Lamiales; Orobanchaceae
Source: the annotation of a GenBank genome assembly
AUGUCGCCUGAAUCGCCAUCCCCAUCGUCUCCCACCACCAAUCCCCCAAAAUCAUCCUCUGCUGGCAAUGUAACCUCACUCUCUCUGCCCACGUCACCCAAUGCUUCUCCGUCUUCUCAGCCCCCAACAAAAUCCCCUCUCGAACUCGAAUCCUCGUCCUCGAAACACAAAGAAAAUGCAUCCGAGACGGCAUUAAGUCCGCCGGAUCAUCCUUCUAAGUCGCCGCCGGCUGCUAACCCCCCGCCACCGGCCGCCCCUCCGCCAUCGGAAACCUCCAAACCGCCGCCACCUCCACCACCAAAAAAUUCCACGCCUCCGCCUGCCAAAAAGCCUUCAGAAAACUCACCUCCGUCCCCGAAAAGCCCACCUCCACCGGAAUCAACCAAGCCCCCUGAAUAUUCCCCACCAACACCACCACAAAGCUCGCCGCCAAUUCUCCGGCCACUUCCGAAUUCCGGCGGCACUAGUCCGCCACCGUCCCGCUCUCCGUCCUCAAACUCUCCGUCAAAUUCGUCACCUCCUCCUGCAGUGCGAAUAUCACCACCUCCUUCCGUUUUGCCGCCGCCAUCAAAUGCCGGACAUUUGCCGCCACCCAUAGCUCCGCCGGCUAAAAAAAAAAAUUCUGACCUUUGCCCAGAUUCUGCAUUGCUGAAGGUGCCAAAGUUAUCACCUGUAAAUGUUAAUGUCUCCGCCAAGGGUUUUGUCUAUUCACCCCGAACGCCUAGUGGUUUUGGCAACCCUAAGACGUGGUUCAGCUAUGAAGAAUUGGCUCAGGCCACAAAUGGGUUUUCAUCCGAUAAUCUGUUGGGGGAAGGUGGGUUUGGUUCAGUGUACAAAGGAUGCCUCGAGGAUGGUAGAGAUGUGGCAGUUAAGCAGUUAAAGCUUGGCGGGGGCCAGGGGGAGCGGGAGUUCAGAUCUGAGGUCGAAAUAAUAAGCCGAAUUCACCACCGCCAUUUGGUUUCGCUCGUCGGUUACUGCAUUUACGAGAACAGAAGGCUGCUUUUGUAUGAAUAUGUCCCGAAUAAUAACCUCUACUUCCAUCUUCAUAGGGAAGGUAGGACUGCACUGGAUUGGGAGACACGUGUAAAGAUUGCUGUAGGUGCAGCUCGUGGAAUAGCUUACCUUCACGAAGACUGUCACCCUCGUAUCAUCCACAGAGAUAUCAAGUCGUCAAACAUCCUUCUAGAUAAAAACUUUGAAGCUCGGGUUUCUGAUUUCGGACUGGCCAAAUUAUCUUUAGAUGCAAAUACACACGUUACGACUCGCGUUAUGGGAACUUUUGGGUAUAUGGCUCCUGAGUAUGCAUCCUGUGGCAAGUUGACCGAAAAAUCUGACGUAUAUUCCUAUGGAGUCGUGCUUUUGGAGUUAAUCACUGGACGCAAACCUGUAGACAUGUCUCAGCCUUUUGGGGAAGAAAAUCUUGUUGAGUGGGCUCGACCCUUGCUAUUUAAUGCACUCCAGAGGCACGAGGUUUCGGUUCUGGCAGAUCCAAGACUUGAAUUACGUUACGAUGUUAGUGAAAUGUUCCGGAUGAUUGAAGCUGCAGCUGCGUGCGUGCGACAUUCAUCGGCAAGGAGACCCAAAAUGGGACAGGUUGCGAGGGCUUUGGACUGCAGAGACAUGGCGGAUUUGACAAAUGGGAUGAAAGUCGGUGAGAGUGGGAUGUUCAACUGCGCGCAGGAGUCGGACGAGAUUAGGUUGUUUAGGAAAAUGGCGUUUGGUAGUCAAGAUUACAGCACAGGCUUUUUCGUACAAGAUUGUUGGAGCAUCGAGGGCGAUCGCUUCGAUGAGCUCGCCGCCGCUAUCCUCCCCGACAUGGACGAGCAGGUCCUCAUCAACCAGGACCAACUGUUGGAGGUCUUCCGCUCCUUCGACCGCGACGGAAACGGCUACAUCACGGCGGCGGAGCUCGCCGGGCAGAUGGCCAAGAUGGGCCAGCCGCUGACCUACCGCGAGCUCAGCGAGAUGAUGCGGGAGGCCGACACCAACGGCGACGGCGUCAUCAGCUUCAACGAGUUCGCCAACAUCCUCGGGAAAUCGGCGGUUGAUUACCUCGGAUUGCCCGUCGCCUAG